This is a messenger RNA of Sabethes cyaneus, 3535 nucleotides long. RefSeq names its product GATA zinc finger domain-containing protein 10-like. The transcript is spliced from 7 exons. Bases 636 to 2177 code for a protein of 513 amino acids. The record is from RefSeq and is a predicted model, not a curated record. NCBI's taxonomy places the organism in Eukaryota, Metazoa, Arthropoda, Insecta, Diptera, Culicidae.
GACUAGUGCGGUUCUCAAAGUCGGUGACUGAUAUAGCUACGCGAUAGUUAGCCGUAAAUUUCGUGGUAUAACUUGAACUUGUUUUUGGUGAUUCGCGGGAAAUUCUCUAGGUUUUGUACGUUGCAAAGAAGGACGAACCGAUAUUUACAAUUAAUUGUUCUGAUAGAUACAGUGCUUUUCGCAAUGGAGAUUUAGUGCUAUGCGUCAACAGUGCCGUGCCGGUGGCGGUUGAAGUGUGUUUCAGCAGGAAACAUUUUCAGUCUCAGUAAUCUAAUAAUACCAGAACUAAUCGGACGUUACGUUGGGACUUUCCCACUGCACUCUCCCGUCGCCUGCUGAGUGUUGUGGAAUCAGUGGAAAUGUGAAACAGAAAUAGGAUAAAUCAUUUCGACGAGCAAAUAUUGUGCGAGCGUGUGUAUGCGAUAAUCACUUUAGAGCAACAAGUGUGCAUUUAUUUGUGUAUCGAACGGGCUAGACCGAGACCGAGACGCGCCGCACCGUUCCGGGGGCGACUGGCGGCGCCAGUUUAGUUGCCAGGGUUGUGCGCGGCGACCACGUGGAACUGUGGCUCUGUAUUGUAUAGGAGUAGCAGUACAGUUUGAUGAACAUACCAUCCUGCCGCCGACGGCAAAAUCAUGACGUCCUCCGGUUAUGUGGCCAGUGUGAAUGCAUUGAACACGCUCGACAAACUACCCAGCUCGCCACUUACCCCUCUGCCGUUACCCUCGCCAUCGACGGGGUUGCUUCUGGACGUGCUGAAUGUCACCUCCUCUACGGUGGCCAUUGCGUCACCCAGUCAAACACCAACCCUAGUCACGCCUGCUAUCACGGAUGGUUCCACCGAUGGAGCGGAGGAGUUCGUUGUGCUGCCAGGGCCAGAGGACGUGUUGCUUUUCAACAGUACCAAUGGUCUCUACCAGCAAUCGGUGACGCUAACCGCCCGGAUGUAUCCGAUUGAGGCCACGGCGGCGAAGUCAAUCUGGGGCUUACCGACGCUGAUCUGGGCUGUCCUAAUUGGAACCAUUGUGAUACUGAUCGUAAUCCUAGCGACACUUUUCUUCUGCUGUUGGCUUCAGCCGCGGACGCGCAAACUGCUCGGAUCCAACUACUAUACCGGAAGCGGUGUUUCUCACAAUUCAGUUGUGCCGAAAUCGCAAACCAGUGACUCGAACCAGCUAGUAAUGCCCUUGUCCAUCGGGAUAUGUCCACCACAGUACAGUGCACCUCCUCCCCCGACCAGCAGUAAUAGCGGAACCAAUCAUACGAAUUCACAAAGUUGCCAAACCUCAUCCUGUGCGAUUCCAUGCCAUACAACCGGCGGCGUUAAGAAUAGCUCCAACUCAGCGGCAGCCGGGCAUCACAGUAAAUACAGCAGCUCGCCUCAGUACGCUCAUCAGUAUCAUCAACAGCAACAGUUUCAACAUCAUCAUCAAUGCAUUCAUCAUCAGCAGCAACAGCAACAGCAGCAGCAACAACAACAACAUCAACAGCAACAGUAUCAUGCGCAUUAUGCACAACUGCAACAUCAGCAGUGUAACCAAUAUCCGCAACCUCAACAACAAACCUAUCAGCAGUAUUACAAUCAGCAACAACAACAGCAUCAACAGCAGCAACAACAACAACAGCAGCAACAGCAAAUGCAACAUCAGCAUUCACAAAUGACUCAGUACAUGCAUCCUGCUCAACAACAGGCCCUUCAACAGCAACAGCAGCAGCAGCAACAACAAAGAGAGCAUCAAAUUCAGCAGCAGCAUCACUACCACCAACAGCAUCAUCACCAGCAGAACCAAUUGGUGCAUCACAAAUCCAUGUGGGCCAUUAAUCCACUGUACGCUUCCAGCGGGGUGAUUAACGAUGGCGGUUCCGGUGCCGGAAGAAGUGGCGCUGGUGGUACGGGAGGACAUCGCGACAAUGAUGACGAUGCGGUCGGAAGUACCUCCUACCGGACCCGAUCGUUGCCUUCCUGGGGCAAAAACAAACAGCGGCCGCUAUCUAAUGCUGACGACCUGGAGGAACUGUAUGCAAAGGUGAAUUUUAGCAAAAAGCGACGCAAUCGAAUGCGUAACGACGAAGCGGCCAUCAUCGCGCUCUGUCGGUCGCGUUCUCAAAACCUUUCCUCACUUCCGCUAGCUGAUCAGGACGCUGUCGUAGUCUACGACGAGCGAACAGCGCUUUAGACGUAGACCCGUAUAAGUGAGGGAACUUGCCAGCGAGCGGUUACAGUUUUCUGUUUGUAACCACCGAAAGCCCACUACGCGUAGUUCGAUGGGAGCACCAUUAUGCCAAUUUUCUAUUAUGUACAUUCGCUGGCGAAACAAUUUCCCUUACAAAAUUACAGUUAUUGACGCGUAAGGCGACGCAUGUGGAAAGCCGAAUUAGUGCAACGCGUUCGCAUUUCACACUAUCGAAUUUGAUAUAUAAUAUCACGCUAGAAAAUUACUAUUACUCUUCGUUAUUGUUAUUGACACAUUUCACAUGAAGCGUGACAUUUCUCCCAUCACAGAAAAAAAUGGUAAACUAAACAAUCUUCAUUUUCACUACAAUAGUAAAAAUUCGUGAAAAUUUUCGAGCAUGAUCGUUAGUCGUUGAACAAUCCCUUUCCCGAUGUAAAACAAAACCAAAAGUAUCAUCAUAAAACCGAGAGAAUGUAGAUGUUGUUAUUUACGAAUUAAAUUGAACCUAUUUCGAUUACUGUGUAAGAAAAAAACGUAUGCAAAGACUGAUAGAUUUCCUCUGUGAAGAUCGUAAAGCUACACUAUCAUUGUAAAACAAAACAAAAAAAAUCGAAAGAAAACUAACUUUUCACAUUUGAGCUACCCACAUAGAGAUGCAGCGGAGAACGUAACCGAUAACCGACUUUUUACUAUAAUCUCAAGAGUAAAACUUUUUAAUAAACCUGAUACAUCAUUAAGAUUGCCAACCAACCAAGAAGCGUUAGACCCUAGUGCUCUAAACAGGCAAGGAAUAAAGGAUAUAUCGCGAAAAAAACUCAUCUAUGUUCCUGCAAUGGCGCAUUUUGUAAACCUAUCCUUUAGAGAGCAUGACCAUUCGUGAGUUUAGUGAGUUCCAAACCGACCAUGCAUGCAUAUUUCGAAUAGGAGAAUUCGCAAUCAGCUUUUCUUCGGUUCCAUCGCGACAGUUGAGUUGUAGGGAUUUGAAAUUGGAGCGUACAUAAUAUAUCUUCGAGUUUUAAACCGAAUCUGAGCCUAUCAUCUACAAACUAUAUACAUAUUGAUUGAAUGGUGAAAACCUAAAAGAGCAAAAACACAGGAACCGAAAUGAGAAGUCUACUGUAUAGAUCGUACACAUUUGCCGGGCAAAAGCAACUUAAAGGAAAAGGUUUUAUUCGUUGGAAAACUAGCUAUGUUGAAAACCAGUUGUGAAACGAAAUAUGUAUUUGAUUAAAGCAGAAUGUAGGGCUCAGAGCGCAUUUUCGUAAACAAAAACAACUAGGAGAAAUUAGAUAAUGAAGAGGGUAGCGUUGUUUGUACAUGAAUUCGGAGAAAAAAAAACUAGAGGAAUAAUGACUUAAAUC